This is a messenger RNA of Miniopterus natalensis, 2520 nucleotides long. The record is from RefSeq and is a predicted model, not a curated record. Lineage: Eukaryota; Metazoa; Chordata; Mammalia; Chiroptera; Miniopteridae.
ACGUGUGUCGGGCCUGACCUGAGACUCCUCUUCAGGGACCCCGCACACACCCGGGGCACCUGUGCACGCCGGUGCCCACCUCGCGGGCGUUUUCUCGGACUCUGGGAGCAGAAACCCUGCCUGAGGCCACCUAGAUAGAUACCUGUGUGUACACGCGGAUAAAAUCAAGGAUUGUUGCUACAAGAAGGACAUUUUGAACAGCAGAAAAACUCGAAGCUGAUGGACAGUGUAUGGGCCAGAGGCAGGGAUGGUCGGCUAUGACCCCAAAGCUGAUGACAGGAAUAUCUCCAAAUUCGAGGUGGCCGUGGCUGGGUCUGUGUCUGGACUCGUCACUCGGGCACUGGUCAGCCCCUUGGACGUCAUCAAGAUCCGUUUCCAGCUUCAGAUUGAGCGCCUGUCUCGCAGUGACCCCAGUGCGAAGUACCAUGGGAUCCUGCAGGCCGGAAGACAGAUUCUGCGGGAGGAGGGCCCGACGGCAUUCUGGAAGGGACACAUUCCAGCCCAGCUCCUCUCCAUAGGCUAUGGAGCUGUCCAAUUUUUGUCAUUUGAAAUGCUGACUGAGCUGGUGCACAGAGCCAGCACACACGAUGCCCGCGACUUCUCCGUGCACUUCGUGUGUGGCGGCCUGUCUGCCUGUGUGGCCACCCUCGCCGUGCACCCCGUGGAUGUCCUGCGCACCCGCUUUGCAGCUCAGGGUGAGCCCAGGGUGUAUAAAACCCUGCGGGAUGCCGUGGCCACCAUGUACAGGACCGAAGGCCCCUUGGUCUUCUACAAAGGCUUGAACCCCACUUUGAUCGCCAUCUUCCCCUACGCCGGGUUCCAGUUCUCCUUCUACAGCUCUCUGAAGCACGUGUAUGAGUGGGUCACGCCAGCCGAAGGAAAGAAAAACGGGAACCUCAAAAAUCUGCUUUGUGGUAGUGGAGCUGGAGUCAUCAGCAAGACCCUUACGUACCCCCUGGACCUCUUCAAGAAGCGGCUGCAAGUCAGAGGGUUUGAGCAGGCCCGAGUCACCUUCGGCCAGGUUCGAAGCUACCAGGGCCUCCUGGACUGCGCCAGGCAGGUGCUGCGGGAGGAAGGUGUGCGGGGCUUCUUCAAGGGCCUGUCCCCCAGCCUGCUGAAGGCUGCCCUCUCCACCGGCCUCGUGUUUUUCUGCUAUGAGUUCUUCUGUAGCCUCUUCCACCACGUGAAGAAGGCAGACAGCUCGCCUUGAGAGCCGGAAGGUGGCCUGAGGUCUCUCACCGAGACGACCUCCUGAAAGAAGCAAGACUUGGUCUACAGUCUCGUGUUGCACUGAGAGGCGCCAUCUGGUCCAUCCCUCCAGCCAGCUGUCCCAAGCAUGAAGAGCCGCUGGGAGUGGGCUGCAGCCUCGAUCCCACUGGCUUGGAUGCCACCAGAAGGACGGGGCUUUCUCCCUGCGGGAGCAUGGGAAGGACUGAGGACUUGGUCUGUGGGAUCCCAGCCACUCCAGUCAAGGAGCUUGAAGUCUCCCCUCCGUCUAGUCCACACUAAGGGGAACAGUUGCCUGCUGUCCUGCAUGUCUUAGUCAGUCUGCCAGAGAGCUCUCCUAGCCCUGGGUGCGGCCACAGCUUAGAGUGAGGGCUGAGACUGAGCCAGUGGCAGGGAUCUGGUCCUUACACCUGGGCUCUGGUUCCCGCCCGUUUUUUAAAUAGACAUUAAGGCUAAAAGCACAUUCCCUACCUUACCCCUCCACCUUCCCUCCCAAGUCACAUGUCCCCUGGAUACCAGCUGUGCCCAGCCUUUCUCAAACUCCAUUUUCUCAGUAGUUGCAGCCCUCAGGUAGCUUUGCUUCUAGUUCUGGGGGAAGCUGGUCACUUUCUAACCCACCAUAUUCAGAGCUGCAUGUCUGUAAAUGUACCAUGCAGGCUCUUUUCUCUUGGGGCAGGACUGGUCACAGCGGGGGCGCUCUGGGGAAGCAGGUACUGCAGCCCUGCAGGAAGUGGGGGGGCUGUGCUGAGGGGAGGAGGUGGGCCCAGGGGAGACCGAGCACAGAAACCCAGCAGAUACCCAUCUAGGCACCGGGAGAAACUUCCAUCCGGGGUGUGAGAGGAGAAAAUCUACAGAGCAGCCACCGCCCUCCUCAUCCAGGUCUCCCCAGCCCUGAGGAGUGGGCUCUGCAGGGGGAGCCAGGAUGGAGGGGCACCAGAAUCCCAUGUAGGACUUCCACCUGCGCCCUCUCCUCUGGGCCUCAGCUCCAGGCUGCUCUGACUUACUCUGAAGGCACCUGCUGGGAGCGGGCCUGGUGUGGGCCCCUGUGGAGCCUGCGCCCCUUCUCUCCUUGUUCUUAUUUCAUCCCCCAUCUGGGGCUUUGUGACAUGUCUGGGACCCUGAAUCCCGAAGCUGCCUGCUCCUGGCUGCUGAUCAUGAAGGUCCUGGCUGUGGCCAGAGGGCACUCGGACACCCACAGGGUUUGGGCACUGAGGCCUGGGCAUGGGGCUGGGGGAGGUAGCUGCCUGAACGUAUUUUUAUGAAAUUCCAUGAAGUAAACUAUUUUCUUCGUCU